UACGACUCACUCCGGACCACAUCGGACGAACCAAAAUGUAAUGAAAUAUUCAGACCCGGUUUAGCACUCAAUCUCUGUCUCUCGUCUUGUACCUCUCGCAAACUCAGAGUCUGUUAACCGUCUCAGACCUCUUCGUAACCCAAUUUCUCUCUUUCUCUGGAGUUCAUAGAGAACGUUUAUCGUCACCACCAGUUGGGGUUGUCUAAAAAUCAUUUCGCCGGAAUAUUCAGGAAGAUGAGUGGUAGUGAAGUUGUUGUAGCUGCUGCUAGAGUCUACCGAGACCUUCUUAAAGCAGUUGUGAAACAUGUUGGCAAAGAAGACCACAAGUCUCAUUUCACAGACUUUGUAAAGAACGAGUUUCGGAAGAAGAACGGACACUCAGUUGAGAAAAUCAACCUUGCCCGCAACUACACUUAUCUUCUUAACAGCAUUCACUCUCACAAGGAUCUGUUGUUCUCAUACAACAUUGCAGUUGAUAGAACUGAAGAAAUGAAGCGAGUGCUUGGCAAAUCUGCAGCUAGUGUUGGCCUUCGUCUUCCCGAGGUUUACCAGCCUUGAUCAUCUUCCCACAUUCCUCCUUGUCUCUCUGGUUUCUUCGUUUCCUUUACAGAUUAACUUUGGAAUAAGUUUGAUACUCUUUCUAUCCAGACAGAUCUGAGAUGCAUGGAUCACAAUUUCUUUCUAUUGUUACCA
Messenger RNA from Brassica oleracea var. oleracea, 693 nucleotides. RefSeq lists its product as uncharacterized. The transcript is spliced from 3 exons. Bases 235 to 558 code for a protein of 107 amino acids. The record is from RefSeq and is a predicted model, not a curated record. Lineage: Eukaryota; Viridiplantae; Streptophyta; Magnoliopsida; Brassicales; Brassicaceae.